UUGGAUAUCGUGAAAAUUUUAAAUCUGCCGCUUGGCUAACGCUAGAGAACAACACAUCUGUCAUCUGUUAUUUUUACACAACCAACAAAACCCUGAGAAUCAACAGCGUAAAAAUAAAAGUUGGAGAAUAUAUCGAAAUUUAUAAAUAUCUUUUAUAUAUCAAGAAAUUGUUAGCGUGCACAAUGAUCCCCUCAAUGUUCUAACACAACCGUGAAUGACUUUCUUAUCCCUUUUGUUUUUUAGUAAUAGAGAUUAUUUUUUAAUCCAAUUCUAUGAGCUCAUCAGAACAAUUAUCCGAACAAGACGAAGCUUCAAGGAGUAACCAAGAAGCCUCGUCUAGUAGUGAUACAAAACAACCACAUACAGAUAAGAAAGAGGAUAGAAUGAAACGGGCUGCUGCCAAGAAGCUUAUUGAGAGGUACUUUUACCAGCUGACCGAUGGCUGUGGGAAUCCAGGUUGUGACAACAAAUAUUGUGCUUCAAGUGGACAGAUGGAAACCCUGACACCUGACCAGGCAGCCGCUCAAGCUAUCAACCUGUUCUCACAGGACGCGAGACUUUGUGAAAGACACCCCAACAAAAUCGCACGCACUCAUUUACAAGCCGUUAACAUUAAACCAUUUAAAAAUGAAAAAGUUGUACCGACCAAUGAUGUGACCUCAAGCAAGGCCCACAACCACGGCGACAACGCCCUCAACAACAGACCAGUCGUAGCAAAGACAACAUAUUUAAAUGAACAAAUUCUGAUGGACCUAAUAGAUGACUGCAAGCGUAACGACAAUUUUUCACCGCUGAUUAGAACCUUAGGCGAAAUUUUUAGUAAUAUCGAAUGUUUAUCGAGGAGUUUCCUGCAAACCGACGAUUCCCUCUUGGACGGUAAAAAUACAACAGCAGGAGAUAGCAUCAAAGGUUUAAACAAAGAGACAGUCAGAGCUCUGGAAGGCGAAAAAGAUAAAGACGUGGAUUCGUCGGCGGUGGUUAGUAAAAAUUCAAUCCCACCAGUCGAUCUGCCUUCCCUAAAACGAUGUUACAAUGCCAUUUUCGAACUAGAUCCGCUAAUUUAUGAAACACCGUUAGUAAACGCCCUCGUGACGUUGGCCGGAAACCUUCAAAUGGAACUACCCACCAGAAAAGAUAAAGUCCACUGCGACGAUAUUGUAAACGUGCUCAUGAUUGUUUUCGAAAUUCCUGUUGUUGGUUCAGGAGACUUUUUGGAAACGGCCCUUCCGGCAAUUUGUAGGGCAUCGCAAUGCCUCAGCGUGGAAGUGCAAGCGAAGCUGGCUAGAAUGUGGUCAGGACCGCACAGAUCUAGCUUGCGCAAUAUCUUGGAAAACCUGCAGCAAUUAAUCACUCUCAGGGUGAUUGUUUCGCAGUUUCACAGGGAAUUUUUUGUUCAAGACGAAAACGUAAUCACAUCCGCCACAAAACUUAUGAAAAUUCUCUAUUACGCCAACAUGUUAGCCGGCGUCUUGGAAUCGUCAGAACUGAGAAACAUUGAAGACAUGAGCGCCUCAAUGGAGGACUCCUACGUGGCGAUGAAGCUCAGCAAAAAUAGCCCACCGCCGGAUCCGCUGGCUACGGAACUAGGCAUUAACGUUCUCGACUGCAGGACCCCAUACUUGCCAUUCUCGGAAUUUUACAAUGAACCGCUCAGUGAAGCCGUCGAAAUGGACAAGGACUUUGCCAACUACAAGGGCGACACUGGGAAGUUCAGUUUUAUGCACUAUCCGUUUAUUUUGACGCCCGCGACCAAAAUUAUGGGCCUGUACUUCGACAACAGGAUAAGAAUGUAUUCUGAACGUCGGAUUAGUAUUUUGCAGGCCGUAUCUGGGCAACCAUCACAGCCGUAUUUAAGGCUAAAAGUGCGUAGGGAUCACAUAAUCGACGACGCACUUGUUGAGUUAGAAAUGAUCUCUAUGGACUAUCCGAACGAUUUAAAGAAGCAACUCGUUGUGGAGUUCGAGGGAGAACAGGGUAUAGACGAGGGUGGAGUCUCCAAGGAGUUCUUCCAGUUGGUGAUUGAGGAAAUCUUCAAUCCCGAUUACGGAAUGUUCACCAAUUUGCCAGACACUCAGUCGGUGUGGUUCAAUCCGACGAGUUUCGAGAGCGAUGCUCAGUUCACGUUGAUUGGUAUCGUUCUCGGACUGGCUAUUUAUAACAACGUUAUUUUGGCCGUCAACUUCCCCAUGGUUGUCUAUAGAAAGUUGAUGGGGAAAAGGGGUUCGUUCGAGGAUUUGCAGGAGUGGAAUCCCCUGCUUUAUAACAGUUUGAAAUCUAUGUUGGACUACACCGAGUCGGAUUUUGAAGAAGUGUUCAUGCAAACUUUCAGGAUAAAUUAUACGGACGUGUUUGGCUCUGUAAUGUCUUAUGACUUAAAGGAAAACGGCGACACCAUAAACGUGACACAAGAGAAUAAAUAUGACUUUGUAGAUUUAUAUGCCAAUUAUUUAUUGAAUAAAUCAGUGGAAAAGCAGUUCCACGCUUUUUACAAGGGUUUCCAAAUGGUGGUUGAUGAAUCGCCUUUGGAAUUAUUGUUCCGUCCAGAAGAAAUUGAACUUCUAAUUUGUGGAUCAAAGAACUUUGACUUUGGAGAGCUAGAGGACUCAACUGAAUACGACGGGGGCUACACGAAUGAGACACCGAUUAUAAAAGACUUCUGGAGUAUAGUACACGCCUUCUCGGUUGAAGAUAAAAGAAAGCUGCUUCAAUUUACAACCGGUUCAGACAGGGUUCCAGUCGGCGGACUUGGCAGGUUGAAACUGGUCAUCGCUAAAAAUGGUUCGGACACAGAUAGAUUACCAACGUCACACACAUGUUUUAAUGUACUAUUAUUGCCGGAAUACUCGUCAAAGGAAAAAUUAAAAGAUAGACUUGUAAAAGCAAUCAACUAUUCUAAAGGGUUUGGUAUGUUGUAGUAGUUUUUUUUGUUCAAUGUGAUUACGUUUUGUAGUGUACAAUUUUUUAUUAGUAAUAAGAAGUAUUGUAAUUGUUAUUAAUUGAAUAAUUCGGGCAGAAUUUGAUUUUAAAAUUCAGUUGUGAUUUUACUGUUAUCACUGUAGAUACUAAAACAACAACAGAGUUCUUUUCAGUAAUAUUUUAUUACUAUUUAGAACCAAAUAUAAGAUAAAAUGAUUGAUAAAAAUAAAACUUUUUUAUGUUA
Molecule: messenger RNA, 3160 nt
Organism: Aethina tumida (small hive beetle)
Lineage: Eukaryota; Metazoa; Arthropoda; Insecta; Coleoptera; Nitidulidae
Gene: Ube3a
Product: ubiquitin-protein ligase E3A
Exons: 11
Coding region: 273-2915 (880 amino acids)
Biological process (GO): protein polyubiquitination
Molecular function (GO): ubiquitin protein ligase activity
Source: RefSeq, a predicted model, not a curated record